Caenorhabditis angaria is the source of this 740-nucleotide messenger RNA. The record is from the annotation of a GenBank genome assembly. Lineage: Eukaryota; Metazoa; Nematoda; Chromadorea; Rhabditida; Rhabditidae.
AUGAAUAGAAAAUCGAAUACUAGCAAAAGUAAAAACGAAAAAGAUAGAGUGGGAGACAGUUCCAGAAAAACGAAGUGAGUUCAAAUUAUAAACAAAUUCAUCUUUUUAAAUAAUAUGAGUUCAAUUUAAGGAUAUCGUCGUUGUUCAGUUUUAAAUCAUUGUGAGUUUUCAAAAAAUGUUAUCGACAAUUUAAAAAUUGAAUCGAUCCAGAAAUAAAUCAAGUCGUGACACCAAAUCGAAAAAACACCAAAAAAGUAAAAGAAAAUCUGAUGUACCUGGUGCGAAGAAAACUGUUGCAAUUCCUGAUAAAAUGAGAGUAAGAAUAUUAUCAUAUGAAUAUUCCAAAAAAGGUUUUCUUCUAGUUAGACAAACCACAAGAGAAUAAGCCGAUUGAAGAAAUCCAGGAACCACAAAAAAGCAAAAUUCAAGUUCCGGUAGAAGAGAAUAAAAUCGCAGAAAUUGUCGACGAAAAGAAAGAAAUGCCACCAACAUCGACACUUUCAACAUACAGUACCAAAACAACUGUUCAAACAACAGAAACAGAGUCUGUAAUGCCUACAGUAAUCCAACAGGAACCAACACAAAAAGAACAAGAACCUUUACCAACAAAAGUCAAGUCUAUUAGUUUGAUUGCACAACUUGAUAUUGAAAAAGAUGUUAUUCAAGCUACUCAAAAAGUCAAAAUGGAAGAUGGUUACGAAGAUUUUGAUCCUUCAAAAGCUCAAGCUUUCAAUCAAUAA